Amphimedon queenslandica is the source of this 3019-nucleotide messenger RNA. RefSeq names its product serine/threonine-protein kinase 10-like. Gene Ontology annotation, biological process: protein phosphorylation. The record is from RefSeq and is a predicted model, not a curated record. The transcript is spliced from 17 exons. Gene Ontology annotation, molecular function: ATP binding; protein serine/threonine kinase activity. Bases 76 to 2871 code for a protein of 931 amino acids. Lineage: Eukaryota; Metazoa; Porifera; Demospongiae; Haplosclerida; Niphatidae.
UAUAGGGUGUGGGGAAAGAGAAACGCACAUAACCGUACACAACAAGAGAAGAGGAACAGUACAACCCGGCUCAAGAUGUCCUUUUUGAAGGCUCUUUUCCGUAGCAAGGAAAAGAGCAAAGCUAAAGAGUACAAGAAUGUCACCAAAGACGUGGACCCGAUGGAAAACUGGGUCAAAGUGAGCGAAUUGGGAGAUGGCGCUUUUGGAAAAGUUUACAAAACUGAACACAGGGAGACUGGACAGUUGGCGGCACUCAAGACAGUACCAGUUGCUGAUGAAACUGAGAUGGAGGACUUUAUGGUUGAAAUUGACAUACUCUCGGAAUGUAAACAUGAUAACAUUGUUGGACUCCAUCAAGCCUUCUUCUAUGAUAAUCAAUUAUGGAUUUUUAUUGAGUUUUGCCCAGGAGGGGCCAUUGAUGACAUCAUAUUAGAAUUGGAGAAAGGUCUCACUGAAGUGCAGAUACAGUGCAUCACAAAGCAACUCUUUGAAGGUUUGGUAUUUCUGCAUGAUCAACGUAUCAUUCACCGCGAUUUAAAAGCUGGGAACAUCCUUCUUUGUCCUGAUGGAUCUAUUAGAUUAGGUGAUUUUGGAGUGUCGGCCAUAUUGAAGCAAAGAGAAAAGAGAUAUACUUUCAUCGGAACGCCAUAUUGGAUGGCUCCAGAAGUUGUUGCUUGUGAAGCCAUAAAAGAGGAGCCAUACGGAGUGAAGGCUGAUGUCUGGAGUGCCGGGAUUACUCUUAUUGAAAUGGCUGACAUGUUCCCUCCUUACCACGAGACCAACCCAAUGAGAGUACUCAUAAGAAUCACUCGCUCCGAGCCUCCGAUUCUCGCCGUGCCCUCUCACUGGUCGAAAGACUUCAACGAUUUCUUGUCAAAAUGUCUUGUUAAAGCUCCAAGUCAGAGAUCCUCUUCAAGAGACCUUCUCUCUCACUCGUUCAUCAGUUCAGUUAAUGACUAUCUCCCCUUGAGGUUGCUCUACUGUGAGGUACGGGCUCCUGUUGAGGAGGUCAUUGAGGAUCUGCCUGAAGAUAUUGCAGCUACUGCUAAAGAAUCUGACUCUGGUACAGAACCAGGCACUCCUCCACUUUCUCCUGCUAAGACUGAUCUAGAGUCUCCAGAGGUGACUAUGAUUGAUGAUGAAGUUCCUCAAACUCCUGUCAAAGAGGAAGUGGAACCAUCUUCUACUACUCCUCCUCCUCCUAGUGAAGAGGCGAAAGGAGAAGGAGAGGGAAAGAACGAAGAAGUAGAAGUGAAAGAAGAACCUGCUAUCAAGGGAGGAGAUAAAACGCAAGAAGGAGGAACUAGUAAAGAAGCUGAUUCUUCUGCUUCUAAUUUAAUUGCUGCUCUUGACAGAGAUGAUUUAUCCACAGAAUCUCCUUCUGAUUGGCAUUACUCCACUUUGAGGAGACAGCGUAAAUUUAAAGUCGAUGGGAAGGAGGUUACAACAGAAACGACUCACAUCGUCCAGGUGCAGAACUCAUCAAAAGAGACAGAGUCAACUACUGCACUGGCAACUCAAAAACUACAGGACAACAGGAAAUAUCAACAGAUGAGGAAACAAGAUCUGAGAGAAAUGAAAAUCCUUCAGAGACAAGAGAUGAAGGAAGCAACAGAAUUCUUUAAUAAAAUAACUAGUGAGAGGGAAACACAAGACAAGAAACUCGAGGCAGAGCAACAAGAGCUAAAGCAAAGAUAUCAGUCAGAGCUGGACAGUUUACAGAAGAAAUCGAUGAAAGAGUUAGAGAAACUUGAGCAGCAGCAGAUACAGGAGUAUAAAGCAAGAACGAAACAGCUUAAGGCAGAUCAGUCUAAAGAGUUGAAGCGUUAUCGUGAAAAUCAAAAGAAAGACGAGAAAGAAGAAAAGAAGAAAAUUGAGAAGGAAACGCCAAAGAAAGAGCUUAAGAAAAGGACAGCUGAGUGGAAGGAAAGUUUUGAUGCUCGUAAAGUUGAGCAAGAUGUACACUUUCAGUCUCAACUGGACGGACAAUUUGACAGAGAAAUGGGACAGCUACUUGGAGACCAACGAUCAAGAAUGAAAGAGGCUGAGUUGAAAUAUUUACUCGAGACGCAAGACAUAAAAAGAAGACGUGAGAAUGACCAGUGGGAACUGGAAAUGCGUCACAAACAAGAGCAGCAUCAGCUCCAGAAACAACAGGUCAGGGAAGCUUUUCACAUGCAGCGACAUCAAAUGCAAAUGAGACACCAAAAGGAGUAUGAUCAGCAGUUGAGGCGGGAUAAUUUCCGACUGGACGAGUUGAAACAGACCCAAUUGUUUGAAAAGAAGCAGCUGCCAAAGCAACUCAAUGCAGAGUUUAAGGUCCAACUAAACGAGUUAAGGAAGACCAUGGGACUCAGAAGAACUGCUGAGGACAAAGCGAAACUCAAAAAACUUGAGCAGAGAUAUAUUAUAAAGGAAGAGAGUGAGAGAUCUUUAAUGAAAGAAAAACACACUCGCGAUCUUGAGACACAAAAAGCCGAAAUGGAGAACAACAUAAGAGAAAUGGUUGAAAUACAGAACGAGAAGAAGCUGACUUUGACCCAACAAGAGACAAAGAAGAUUCAAGAGAAAGACGAGCAGCACUCAGCUGAUCUCAAAGAAUGGAAGAGAGACCUCUCAAACAGGAGACAGAAACUUGAAGACGAAUUUGAAAAAGAGAAAAGAGAAAAAGAACAAUAUUACACUAGCGAAGUUGCACUCCCUCACCAUCAGAGGUACUCGUUUAAAAACUCCGUCUCUGUGAGUAGCAUAUCGUCACGUUCGUCAUUCCACGAGGCUCAACUUGAGUCUGAUGCUAAUGUCACACUGCCAAGUAUCGGAGAGGAAGGAGGUGGAGGAGAGGAAAAUGGAGGGGCUACUGUUAUUUCCUAGUUUUUGCGUUUUAGCAAAUUUAAAUAUUAUUUAUAGUUAAACUGUUAUUUUUUCAGACUCUCUCUCUCAAUUAAUAUUUAUAAAAAAAGGUGUGCCCAAGUGUUUGUGUAUAAUAUAUAUCUAUAAAGUUAUUUUUGUUGUUAUUUUA